UAUACAUCCGGAGACUGGACAUGCGUGUUUAGCCUCUUCUCGUUCGCUGAGGCGAUUUGGCGGGCGACGAGCAGGCUGGAGCUGCAGGGCCGUGGACCGCGGGGGCCACACGAUGAUAGCGGCGGGACCAUGAAGCCUGCUGCUGGGACUGACACUACCAACAUGGACCUGGCCUCUCCGAUCCACGAUGAGAAAAAGCCAGGGUGUCGGUUUGAGAAGUCAAACCGCAUGGACAACUCUCUGGUUCUCCUGACGCAGAAGUUUGCCCAGAUGAUAACUCACUCUUUUGACGGUGUGUUGGACCUCAACCUGGUCUCGUCGGAGCUCAACGUACGCAAGAGACGUCUGUACGACAUCACCAACGUGCUGGAAGGGAUCCAGCUCAUCAGGAAGACGCACAAAAACCAUUUCCAGUGGUUGGGCGGCUCUCUGGACAACCGGGUCGCCGGAGAGUUGAAGGAUCUCAUCGCGGAGGAGGAGAAGCUGGACGAGCUGAUCCAAAGCAGUGUCCUGGAGAUCAGCCGGCUGUGGGAGGAGAAGCUCAACCAGAGAUAUGCCUAUGUGACGUACGAGGAUGUAAGAGGUGUUCUGAGUUUGGAUGAACAGGCGGUGAUGGUGAUCAAAGCCCCCCCCGGGACCAAACUGCAGGUGCCACACCCAGAGGAGAGCCUCCAGAUGCACCUGAGCAGCGUCAGCGGACCCAUCGAGGUGUUCCUGUGCGCCGACACCCCGCUUCCCAUGGAAUCCACCGACGCGGCGGCUGCAGGCGGCGCCGGUUCCGGACAGUCGGCGUUAACCGCCCGCGGGAAAGACGCCUUCACUCCUUUACCUCCGCUCUUCUCCACGCAGAGGUCUUCUAAAGAGGAUGCUCACGGCAGCUGUGAGACGAGGGGCGUCUCAAACCCAGAGUCUGAGGUGACGCCACACUCGACACCCUUAACGUUCAUCUUUUUGACAAAGUCGUGCAAAAUCUGAGCAUAGCUGCGUCAUUUGACCUCCGGUCUCCUACUUUUGAUGGAGAAAUCAACCUCAUCAGCCUGACCAAAGAUGAAGACGUCACAAAAAUCUGCUCUGCCGGAUGUGGAGGUGCUGCUUUGCCCGAACA
Fundulus heteroclitus (mummichog) is the source of this 1105-nucleotide messenger RNA. It is a transcript of the gene e2f3, whose product is annotated as E2F transcription factor 3. Lineage: Eukaryota; Metazoa; Chordata; Actinopteri; Cyprinodontiformes; Fundulidae. Gene Ontology annotation, biological process: regulation of transcription by RNA polymerase II. Bases 130 to 975 code for a protein of 281 amino acids. The transcript is spliced from 7 exons. Gene Ontology annotation, cellular component: RNA polymerase II transcription regulator complex. Gene Ontology annotation, molecular function: DNA-binding transcription factor activity, RNA polymerase II-specific; RNA polymerase II cis-regulatory region sequence-specific DNA binding; protein dimerization activity. The record is from RefSeq and is a predicted model, not a curated record.